AUGGCAGCCCUUAAAAUUUUUUCUCUCGCCUCUGCGUCUGCGCUCCUGAUGGCUAACGCUGUCCAUCAAACCGCAAAGCAAACUCCAUUGACGGCGAGAACAGUAUCCUCAACAUACAGUGUAAAUAUUGGGGAGACAGCCGUGUGCCUCGGCGAAAUCAACGAUGCGCGCGAAGCCGCUGGACUCGCACACUUCAUAGCGGCCAAUGAUGGAGAACUUGCGUGGCCUGCAACUAGCCGAGGGGACAGCGAACAGACAAGUGAUGCCUGGGAUCCUGUCUGCAACGCUCUGAUAGCAAAAGACUCAGGAGAAAAAGCAAAAAAGGGCACAGGCACGAGUGAAUUUAAAAGCGGUACAUACGCCUUCAUGGCCUUAUCAACGGACAAGGUGGACUGCGCCGCCGCUGUGGACCACUGGAAGGACGCCCUCGACAACUUCACCUCCCUUCCUCCAUCGAAGGCUGAAGGAGACUCACUCUACGACAAACCAGAGAACAAAGACUCAGAAGAAGGAAAUCCAAAGGGCGCAGGCACAAGUGAAUUUAAAAGUGGUACAUACGCCUUCAUGGCCUUAACAACGGGGCAGGCGGAUUGCGCCGCCGCUGUGGACCACUGGAAGGCCGCGGUCAGCAAUUUCGCCUCCCUUCCUCCAUCAAAGACUGAAGGAGAGGAACUCUACGACAAGCCAGAGAAUGUCUCUUUUGUUGCAAUGUACAACCCUUCAGACAGUGCAGCUGCUGACUGUCGAGUCGUUACCUGCACUCAAACGCCAGCUCCAGAAGGCAAAUCCCUCAAAUUACGGAGUAGUACUGAAGCAAAGAACGGCUACGCUCUACUGUGCAUGACCACUCCUGACCUGAUGACAGCUGAUAGUCCUGCUCCCUUCUCGGAGGACCAGUGGAGUAAGAUCAAGGCAUCCCUCACAGGCUCAGCGUCAGUCGCCGCCCCGAGUCUCAUUGCCUUUGCUAUUGCUGCCCUUGGCCUGGCUGCCUUUUGA
Molecule: messenger RNA, 996 nt
Organism: Eimeria mitis
Lineage: Eukaryota; Apicomplexa; Conoidasida; Eucoccidiorida; Eimeriidae
Product: SAG family member
Exons: 5
Coding region: 1-996 (331 amino acids)
Source: RefSeq, a predicted model, not a curated record